Cylindrotheca closterium is the source of this 3897-nucleotide messenger RNA. NCBI's taxonomy places the organism in Eukaryota, Bacillariophyta, Bacillariophyceae, Bacillariales, Bacillariaceae. The record is from the annotation of a GenBank genome assembly.
AUGCCAGCAACUACGUUGACGGCCAUCUUGGUGACUCUGCUGGGCGGAACUGGCGUUUUAUUACUGUGCAUACUGGCCUUUCAAUACGCCUUGCUGACUCAAAACCCCAAGAUUGCUCCGCGAUGUACCGCUCGACCACCCGAAACUAUUUCUAAUAGAUGGGCCGAACGAAAUGAUCCCCUGCAUGCUCAACAUCGAUGCGGCGGAAAUUGGGUCAGGUGGGUGAUGGGACUAUCAGAAGCUACACUUCUGCAUGGAGUUCCUGGAACGGGGACGAGGAAGGGUGGAGUAGAGGGAUCACUGUUAUAUGUCACAUUGGAUUGCAUUGUCUUGAUACGAUUUCAUCGAUUGGGUCGAAAGGUUUCCACAUUGGCCACGGUAUUAUGCAUAUUUGUACUAAUGCCACUGUACAUUACAACGCCGCAACCGAGACAUUUGGUCCCGGGUAUGUUGGAGGUUCCAUCCUUUUCGCAUGCCAGUGCCAUAGAAGAAGGAAACGCAUCGUGGUCAUCAUUGAAUAAUCUCAUCGACUGCACUCGAGACUAUACCACCAAUAUGCUCUCGUGCAAUAAUUCCACCUGGUUCUUGGAGAAAGAACAAAAUCGAUUGCAACAUGAGCAACAACGAAACUUCUAUCGACGGACCACAAUGGGCAACGUGCCAAAUCUUUACUUCUUUCGGCGAGAGCAAUCUCAGCACCGCUUUCACCAAGAACAGAUCUCUAAAACCACUGUGAAUGCAACACUAGACUUGUCUGACCAGGUACCCGAUGACGCCAUUGUCUUUCGAUUACGUGCCGCAGUCUUGGUUGUUUGGCUCGUUACAAUUUACUCCUUUUAUUUGCUCACGAAAGAAUGGACGGAAAUGGUUUCCUUACGGCGAAUAUGGUAUUUGGAACAACGCAAGUGGGUACGAGAUACUUCGGUUGCGGCCUUGCCGACGCCGAAAGCAUUUCAAUCAAAUACUACUCCCUCGAAAUCAAAGAACUUUAGUGGCGGCUCCACUGAUGAAGAAUCAGUAACUACCGAAAAGCGGAACUUUGAUCGACGCAGGAUGAGCAUCAGCCAAAUUCCCAUGGCCGAGUCGGAAUGGUACCGAGGGUUUUCCAAUCUUCAGUACAAUGGCGACUCGUUUGACGAAGAUGAAGAAUCGAGACAUAUUGACAAUGAUCAUUUGCAAUUGAAAGAUCGCGAAGCAUGGAUUCCGCAUCCAGAACAACCAGAUACGCCUCCAAACAUUGAACCGUACAGUGUUCUGAUUGGGCCCCUGCCAAAGGUAACAAGGUUCGCGCCGAAUGAUGGUGACAUUAGUCCUUUCCAUCUCAAAGAGGAAGAGUCAAAUUCGGAUCUUCCCUACCCCCAACAGCUCUUGCUCAACAGCAUUAUACAUCAGUUGGAAGGAGAACUACCGCAUGAACCAGGCUACUCCAGUCCCAUUUGUGCCGUUACGGUGGUGCCGACGGCAAAGGAGGUUGGUCCAGUCUGGAUGGUCUGGUAUGACACCCUGAAGAAGCUCCGCCGGCUGCUAUUUAUCAGGAAGCAAAUGAAAAACCUCGGAUAUUUAGUGGAUGAGGAUUUACUCGGCAGUGAAGUUCAUAGUGACAUGCAAGGUUCUGCAAUCAUGACGGAAACUUCGGAAAGUGCGGACGACAAGAAAAGCCCUAAUCUGUAUAUGGAGGAGGUCUUUGGAACGUAUCUACUCGAUGAUGACUGGAUUGAAACAGCGCAGACAAAACUGGGUCCCGAGCAACUUGCUGUGUACUCCCGGGAAUUAGCCCAGGCAGCAGCACCUUGCUGUCCAUACGGCUGCUUCGAAGGUCAAGUACGAGGGGCGAAUCUCACUAGGUUGAAGCAGCUACAUGAACAGCAGAUCUUAAUACUUGCCGAUGCAAAAGAAGAAUUGCAACGGAUUCAAAAAGACUUCAUGUUCCAACCAACACUCUUGGAUGAUGGCGACGAUUUAUUAUUUCGAGAAGAUGAUAUUGGGGAUGGGGAAGGAUUAUCUCUGCUCCGUCCAUCGAGUGAUAACUACUUGUCAGAUGGGCACAGAAACUCAUCGAUGAGCGGAAAUGGCGUCAUUGCUCGGAAGAGAAGUUUCGCUGCUCGUUGCCUCUCCAGAGGGCGAAUAUUCGAGGGAGAUGAGGAAGAGGAUGAUGCUAUUGGCACGGUCGAAAUGGUUGCUGCUGGAUCGGCAGCAAAUCGAACAAUAUCUCCCACCAGCACGAGACGGCAGCGAUCAAAGAAAGGAUUGCGAUGGGUGUUGAACUUGGUGAACCGAAUUCCAUUUCAACAAAUGUUUGAUCAAUUUAGUUUCCAUGUCAUGGAACUGCUACGAACAUACAAAAGCCCAGCUUCUUGGAAAGGACUGUUUUUUCGAUGCUGGAAGAAUUGGGAUCACGAAGACCCCUAUGUGAUUGUCACAUUUACGUCGAGACGAGCAGCGGCAGCCGCCAGACAAUCACUGUCAUCCUCUGGAGUCGAACUCAACGAUAUUCCGGUGGCUCCUCUUGCAGAUGCAGGGGCGCUACGUCUACUACCGUUCCGAUUCUUCUGUCGACCAGUUACCGUCACCGUCAAUGCCUUCCAGAAAGGAUUCCGAUGGUCAAUGGUGUUCGGAUUUCUAGUGCUCAUGUGCAUUUUCUACACGAUUCCAUUGACUCGCGCGGCAAAUCGACUGGACCCUGAUACUAUUGCUUAUCUUUUUCCACAGCACGACAAGAUAAAGAGCACAACCGGUGUCAGCCUACCAGAUCUUCUUUCAGGUCUUACGACAUCAAUCAUAUGGUCAUUAUUUUUUAUGCUCUGUCCACAAGUAUUCAAGCUAGUUGCUUACUUUGGAUCAAACGCAACUUCGCUGGCGCAAGCAGAACGAUGCGCUCACCAAUAUUUCUGGUGGUUCAUGCUAUUUACAGCGUUUGCUGGUCCAAUGUUGGCAUACUGGGUUCUUGGAGCCAUCUACUACAAGGACGACAGUUUGCAGGGAGGGCUACGAAAGAUGUUACUUGCCAUUGCGGGUACAACGCCAACUACGAUUGCGGCUACAUGGAUCAAUUGGAUCAUUUAUCGAUUCACGAUAAUUCUGCCAAUCAAUUUUUUGCUCCAAUUCAACACAUUUAUGUUUGCCUGUCUUGGAUGCAAUUGUUGCUCACGGCUAACAAUUGGUGGCGGCCCAGGUGGUCCCACACCGUAUCGGCUUUUUAUCGACUCUGGGGUGGUUCUCAUGUGUUGCGUUGCGCUAAGCCCAGCUUCGCCGCUUGUUGCACCUGCGUCACUAGCUUACUUUGCCCUCUUGGAGCCGUUGCUGCGCCGAAAUUCCAUUUUUGUCUAUCGUCAAAGAUACGAUGAUGGUGGGAUGAGGUGGAUUUUCGUGUUUGAUAUGAUCAUCAGUCUAUUGAUCGUUGGACAACUUCUUCUUUCCCUGCAGAUGGUGCUAAAGACGGCAUAUGGCUGCAGCUUUAUUUCAGCUCUGUCAAUUCCGACUACUCUCUCAUUCCAAUGGAAUGUCAAGAAGCGAUACAAACCCUCUUUUAUGAAUACUGCUCUUCUUCGAACAAACCUCUUGGACGGGAAGGAAACUUUGGACGAAAUGACUAUUGAACGACGGGAAGAACAUCGUCGAUACUUGGUUGAUGCCCAUCGCGCUGCAUAUAUACCAGCUUGUCUCUCGGGAACCGUGUGCCAAGAAGCCUUGACUGCCGCCCCUGCCGUUGUGAUAAAAGACAGAAUCAUUGAUUCCAGGGGCAGUGAAGAUAGUCAUGCUUUGAGGGAGAUCGCAAGCGCAGUUUUUCCCAUCCCCAUAGCGGUGGAUACUAGUACUUCCUCUAACGACCGUCUCGUAGCACGCAAGAGGGGUUCCGGUGACGGUGUGCCCCACACACGCGAGCGAAAGAAAGCUUGA